AAGAAGUCGAGGCUUUCGGUCUCGUUCUGGUGCCCCUCAAGCGGACGUCACAGAGCGCAGCGCAGAUGUCAGUGGGCCGGCAGGUCUUUUGGAAAAGCCUCCACAUUGAAUUCGAGCUUCGUGCGUGUAUGUGAGAGUGCGAUUUCGCCGUGUCCGCCUUCAUUGUACUCGCAAUUUGGUCCAAAAAGAGAGCGAAAAGACCGCGAGAAAGGCCGAGAAGUCACGACGAGGACUUGUGAGACUUGCACAAACAAUCCCUCCUCCUCCUCCUCUUCCUCCUCCUCCUCCUCCUAUUACUCUUCCUCCUCCUCCUCUGCACCUCGUUUAUUCUUAUUAUUUUCCGAGGACGAGACAUAGGAGCACCGCCUGCGGAAACAUGAGCUUUCUCUUCGGGAGUCGCUCGUCGAAGACGUUCAAGCCCAAGAAAAACAUACCAGAGGGCUCGCAUCAGUACGAGCUGUUGAAACACGCCGAGGCCACGCUCGGGAGCGGCAACCUGCGCAUGGCCGUCAUGUUGCCCGAGGGCGAAGACCUCAACGAGUGGGUCGCGGUCAACACCGUGGACUUCUUCAACCAGAUCAACAUGCUCUACGGAACCAUCACGGACUUUUGCACGGAGGAGAGCUGCCCCGUCAUGUCGGCCGGUCCAAAGUACGAGUAUCAUUGGGCGGAUGGCACCAACAUCAAGAAACCCAUCAAGUGUUCCGCGCCCAAAUACAUCGAUUACCUGAUGACCUGGGUGCAAGACCAGUUGGAUGACGAGACGCUUUUCCCCUCCAAGAUCGGCGUCCCGUUUAAGCGGAACUUCAUGUCUGUGGCGAAGACCAUCCUGAAGCGUCUGUUCCGCGUCUACGCACACAUCUACCACCAGCACUUUGACUCCGUCAUGCAGCUGCAGGAGGAGGCCCACCUCAACACGUCCUUCAAACACUUCAUCUUCUUUGUCCAGGAGUUCAACCUGAUCGACAGGAAAGAGCUGGCGCCGCUUCAGGAGCUGAUCGAGAAGCUCACCACCAAGGACAGAUAAACGCCGUCGUCCUUUUCUUUUAAACGAUCUUCUAGUUUUGCACAGACACCCCACCCCACCCCCCACCCCAUUUCUCCCUCCCCUCUCCCCUCUCAACUCUCCUCGGCUGUACGUAUGCAGUACAAACUAUAUUUCCAUUUGGGGAAAUGUUUUUUAAAAACGAGACGCCGGGACGGGUCUAGAUGGGUUUUGAAACGCACCGGGGCCUGAGCUCAUCAGGAAGCGGAGCAAAAGAGCAACACUCCCACCGACUCGGUUCGUGCGACACGAGUGGCUUACAGUGAUACAAAAAUAGUGCCCAAACGUCAUCCUCGAAGCCAUUCUGAAAGCUGAAAGUUUUUCCAGUAUUUUCUCCGUUUGCUGUUUUUCCUCCACGAGCAGGAAACGCAUACCAAGUGCCUGGUCCGGCAUCCGCAGCGAGAACUGUACCAAGGUGUAAAGAUCCACGCAGGCGUUUGACCUCGACCGACACGCAAAAUCCCGGCUCAUCUCCUCUCGCAUAUUUUCCGUUAGUUGGUAAAUCGCCGCAACAGGGGCGUCAUCGGGAGAGCUCGGGAUUCAUUCGGCUGUGCCUUUUCGGGCAAAUGUUGCCCAGAGCGAGACAGACAGAACUUUCUCGGCAGUCGCGACUUGCCUCUCGGAGAUGAUUCGAUCCGCGGCGAUGUCGUUGCGUUAAAUUGCCGCCGUGACACCUCGUAUAGACAUUCGGGUAGACUUCCAGCACCCGCUUAUGACACGCUUAUCCAACACCAAUCGUUUCCAACCUUUCCUGAGCCUCGGCACAUCAUUUACAGUGAAAAAAAAAAAAAAAAAUGACAAUCGUGGCACACCACCAAAUAAAAAUAUGAUAAAAAUAUGUAUGGUGAACCCCCGGGAUAGUCCUGAUUCACUACUUUUGAAUUCGUAUUCAGACUUUGUAUUUCCGUGACAUACAAAAGUUUUGCUUUGACGCCAUCUUUUGGCAUCAGGGUGCCAGAGAAGUGUGUUGAAAUGAAGGGACGAGCGUCAUUUUAGACUCGUUUUUUUUUUUUUUUUGGGGGGGGGGGUCGAUUACUCAUGGAUUCUCAAUAUUCGCUGUAAAGUGACGGUUCCAGUUCGAGGAAACGAAAAGAAGAACUCACUUGCGCCGUUGUCGUAACAAGGGGCAAAUCGGGCUGCUAGCUUGUUCUGUUUUUUAUUUUAUUUUUUGUCCCUCCCUCUUGGAAGUUUGUUUUGAAACUAACACAUAGAAACAAAAUAAGUAAACAUUCUAUAUGAAAAUAUCUAGCAAAAGCCAAGUAGUCUUAAUGCUAACACUGCAUAGGUGGGCUAGCAGAAAUGAGCAUCUUUCCAUCCCAUGGUAAGAAUAAAACUCCAAAUCAUUUGGCAUCUAUCCUCUCCGCUCUGUGGGGACGACGACCAUUACCGGAGUUUAGUUGGGUACCUUCUCCACCUCUUUGUUGCAUUUCUUUCAGUAGAUCUCAGUGCCGCCAACAUGUGGCGCAACGCGGUACUACACUGAAAAUAUGCAAGUCUGUGCUGAAUAUUGUCAAAACGCGUAGAAAACGAUCACUUGCGAAGUCCUGAUGAUAUAGAGGAGGCGCUAAAGAUGAGCAGUGAUGAUAGCAGGGGGGGGCUCCAUCGCUGUGAAGGUGGGGAGUCGCCGCAACUCUUGAACACUUUUCCCGACUUAUUGCCGGAAUGUUUACUCUCCAUAGACUCGUGAUUUGUCAAGUGACCAACUUUUUUUUUUUUCCCCUCCCCCCUUCCCCAAAACUGAAUGUCGGACUGCUUUGCUCAUGUGGCACAACUGAGGUUUUUUUGUUUGUUUGUUUUUGCAUGCAGAUCGCUCGUUCUAAAAGUGUACUUUUUACUAUGCAAUAAGAAUUGGCACGCUUAAAAAUAAUAAUAAAAAAAAGGUUUCUCUGUUGUUUUCACGCUGGUUAUGGUUUUUACUUAUGUUUUAAGAUUGGCUUCGCUUUGGUUUUGCAUUAGUUUUGAAAGUCUUUAAAAAAAUUUUUUUAGAUAUAAUAUUCUCUAUGUUUGCCAGGGGUUAUACUACUACGCACAAGAUGUAAAUAAUGAGUUCUACGAAGGAGUAUUAGGGAAAACAAAGUGAUAGAUUCAUUUUUACAAUGUGUACUGUUAAUGUAUAAUUUUAAGAGAGUAGAAUAAUAAAAUUGCAAUAUUGACCGCAUAAAUAUAUUCCGCAAAAUAUUUUAGGAUGUUAUCUAAUGGUUUAUUAUAUAUAACAUCUUGAAUAUUUUUGUAUUUUUUUUUCUCUGUCAACUUUUUUUUGUUUUGUUACAGUAUUACUACUUUAUACUGGUAACAGAAUUUCGGCAUUAAAAUGUAAUCGGUACAUUAAACAUUUUCCUUUCAUUUAAUUUUUGUUAAUGACACCCCGCCCCAAAUUACAUUGACUUAUUACUAAAUUUAUUCAACCCUAAUUAUGACCCUGCCUAUGUAUUCUGACCUUUACACUGGUACUGUUAAAACUUUGUCCCCGAAAUACUACAACUUUGUACUGGUCAUUACUUUUUCUUACGCGUUUCUUCCUGCAAAAUUACUUUUUCCCCACUUAUGUAUUUUAACGUUUUGUAUUUUACUCCCUAAUACUCCUUCGUAGUUUUAACUAUUCUCUGAAAGAUUUUUUUUUUUUUUUUGAGGCAGCUUUGCUUUCCCUCAAUUCGGAUAUUCAAAUUGUUUGCUUUAUUGUUGCUUUGUUAGCUUAUCAUUAUGAAUGUGUUCACUCAUUUAAUAGAAUCUGAAAAUGUUUUUGAAAGAAACCCGGAAGCAUCGACCAGCUUGGCCUGUUACUGCCUUGUUUUUCUUCCUCUUUCUGUCGGCUGUAUUCAUUGAGGAACUUUGUCUACAUUAUUGCUCGGUAUGGAUGUUCUAAUGCUGCUGAAAUGAAUUCUGCUGUUUACAAGGCAAAUAAAGUUGGCGUUGACUUGA
Syngnathoides biaculeatus (alligator pipefish) is the source of this 3964-nucleotide messenger RNA. RefSeq names its product MOB kinase activator 1B. The transcript is spliced from 6 exons. The record is from RefSeq and is a predicted model, not a curated record. Gene Ontology annotation, cellular component: nucleus; cytoplasm. Gene Ontology annotation, molecular function: protein kinase activator activity. Gene Ontology annotation, biological process: positive regulation of protein phosphorylation; hippo signaling. Lineage: Eukaryota; Metazoa; Chordata; Actinopteri; Syngnathiformes; Syngnathidae. The coding region runs from base 377 to 1027 and encodes 216 amino acids.